CUGCGCGCGCGCGGGGGAGACGCGGAGACAGAGACCAGAACGCUCCGCGCGAGCAGGACACCAGUACAAGCGCCCAACGCGUCAAGGCGCUCAAUGUCAAAGUUGCUGCAGCAGCGCGUGCAUCUGAGAAUGAUGCACUGACGCAUUUACAUCGCACUGACUCCUCCGUAUCACAACAUUGGCACAGUGACGGUUUCAUCUUUCAAUCUACAGCUGAGGAACUGAUAGACACUUGAUGCUGCUCACUGGUAAGAUAGAGAAGGUUCGUCAAGUUCCUCCAGCAUCGCCGUGCUCUUCAGAUGGAGCUCUGCCCUCGCCGCUGUCUGAUCUGGGCAGUGAUGAUUCUGGAGGACAGCGACCCAAGAACUUCAUGCAGACUUUGAUGGAGGACUACGAGACACACAAGGUCAAGCGCCGAGAGAAAACUGACGACAACAGUUAUGUCCGCUCAGUUACAACUGAGGUUCUGGAGGCAACACGUGUCACUCGUAGAAAAAGUAACAUGGCCCUCCGGUGGGAGGCGGGAAUCUACACCAACCAAGAAGAGGCUGAGGAAGAGGAGGAGGAGGAGGAAGAGUAAACCAAACUUUCAGAGAGAAAAACCAGAGGGAAAAUAUGCAGCAGGACAAGCACAAGUAUUUAUUGGGAAUUCAAACCUCUCAGAAGAUUUGUUUCUGGAGCCUAUGGGGAAAAAAAACCUUCUCUUGACAUUGAAGACUAGAGAUACUAUACCGCUUCACAUUUCCACUACCAAGUUAUUGCUUUUUCUUUUGUGCUGAUAUGUUUUGAGAAAGUGGAAUAUGCAAAGACGAGAAUCGAGGAUUUUUGGCAUUAAUGUAAGAUUGGUGUGAAGAACAUAUUGCAUUUGGACUUCACAUAUAUAGAGAUGUUAUUGAGCGGCUAAGGACUUUGGAAAAAGAAUGGUAAAUAUGGGAUAAUAUUAUGUUAUUAGUAGGAGGAGCUUGGAUAUAGAUGAUAGCGUGCUGACUGAUCUGAUUUCUAGCUAGAUUAUUGACAUUUCAACUCUGGUUUGAUCAGGAUUGGUGCCAUGUAUAUGAGUUCAGCCGUGAGCCCAUUUAGAAAGCAGAACUACACAAAUGUGUCUUGCAGUGUCCGAAAGGGCAAAAUACUGUUAUUUGUUUUCCUGUUAAUCACAUUGUCACAUGAUCAGCCUGUAGGGAUAACAAAUCGUUGUUCAGAGAGAUCAUUCAGCGGGAAGCUUUAAUGAGGAGGACAAAUGAAAGUAGGGCACAAAUAUUCACACCCUUGAAAGAGGUUUGUGAGAGCAGACUCUUCGCCCAGACCGAUAUAACAAUAAAUCCAAGCAGAAGAGGAAGAAGGCUUUGUAUGGGCAGCAGCUGCUUUCUCCAUUGACGAAAGACAGGAAAUGUGUGUGAAAUUAAACUUUAGGAUGUUAUUGCUGUUCGCAGUCGAAGGCACCUGUGUUUGGAUUGAAGUUUAAUGUAAUGCAGUGCAUUUAAUGGCUGAUGUGGAUUAUUUGGGAAUGUUUAUGUUGUGUUAUGUGUAGUGCAGGAGAGCAAAAAUGAAGGAAAGGAUUGCAUGCUUUUUCCAUUAAUCUUAAUUUAAAAGGGUGAAUAUUUCUCUUUACUUACAUUGGCAUUUUUUAAGCCUUUACACACAAAGUGUUAAUGCAAUACCAUUAUUUAAUAUGGUUUCAAACACUUUAUUGAUACAUAUGCACACAUGGAUGUCUGAAAGGUUUAUUCUUUGUUCACUUUCUUUAAAAAAAA
Sinocyclocheilus grahami is the source of this 1751-nucleotide messenger RNA. Its product is annotated as A-kinase anchor protein 2-like. NCBI's taxonomy places the organism in Eukaryota, Metazoa, Chordata, Actinopteri, Cypriniformes, Cyprinidae. The record is from RefSeq and is a predicted model, not a curated record. The transcript has 4 exons. The coding region runs from base 236 to 580 and encodes 114 amino acids.